This is a messenger RNA of Monoraphidium neglectum, 1389 nucleotides long. RefSeq lists its product as hypothetical. The coding region runs from base 1 to 1389 and encodes 462 amino acids. The transcript has 4 exons. The record is from RefSeq and is a predicted model, not a curated record. NCBI's taxonomy places the organism in Eukaryota, Viridiplantae, Chlorophyta, Chlorophyceae, Sphaeropleales, Selenastraceae.
AUGGCAACCGUGCGCGCUGUGGCGCGCGCCAUCAUUAGUAGGAAUGAGGGCGACGCGUGGGGUGCUCGCACGCUGCUCUGGUGCCAGGACGGCCCUGCCGCCGACCAAGUGCGCGCCUGCCUACACCGGCCGGCGCUCACGAUCAGCGGAGACGGAAAGACCGCGCAUUAUGAGUGCGCCGGUUGUGCCCGAGAGCACCCCAAACGCAGCAGGCCCGCCGUGCUGUGCGCCGCCGACCCUGCAAAAAGCUACGCGCCGUCGGAGGCCUUCGUGCUCUGCGACUGCGGAUCCGCCCGCCUGCCCUGCAGCGCGAUGCGAGAGAUCGGCCUGCUCGCCGCGCACCCCUCCGUCCGCGGUCACCGCUGGUUCUGCCGCCUAUGCAACCGCAUGGUGGCAGCAGGGGCUGCGGAGCACGACUGCACCGCGGCGUGCGUGUCCCGUUUCCUUAUGGACGGCACGGCGCUGGCGGGCCCAGCGGCGGACGCAGACACGGCCAACCUUCUGAAACAGCCCGGGCUGGGGCUGACCCUGCGUGAGCUGGCCUGCCUGGCGCAAAUCGAUGCGAGGGGGCGGCCGGCGCUCUACAUGUCUGAGUUUGUGGCCAUGCCCAGCCCGCUGCUCAACCCGGUGCGUGCCGAGGCCGCCGGGCGGCUUGAGAAGCUGCAGGCGGUGGUGGAGGGUGAGGGCGCCUGGCUGGCACGCUGCGGGCGCGGCGCGGUGCGAUUGGCGCCAAUUCUGUGCACAAGCGGCGGCGUGCUGCCCUACACGGGCCAGCUGCGCGGCGCAACCUGCAGCGGCCCGGGCAGCAGUGGCAGGGCCAAGGUGGCAAACGGUGGUGGGGUCGGAAACGGCGGCAGCGGCAGCGGCAGCAACAGCAGCGAUUGGGGUGGCGGGGGCGGCAGCGGCCCCUUGACAAGGGCAGCAGCCCGGCUGGGCGGGCGUGGCAAGCCGCCGCGCCGCAGCGGCUUCAAGCGCAAGGCGACUCGGACGCCGGAUAUAGCCGACUGCGACCUGGAUGCGGAAUGGGCGAUCCGGCCCGCGCUUGGCGGCGGCGUUGGCGUCGUCGCCAAUCAGGGCCACAACACCCGCGCGAAUCUGGUGUUUGCAGUGCUGUACAGCUCAGCGCGCGACGACCGCCCUCCGGCUGCCUGGCUGCUCGUGCUGCGCCCAAUUCGGCGCGGCGAGGAGCUGCUGUGGGACUACGACGGGCGCGCCCCCAGGCACGAGUUGGAGGAGGAGUGCGCCUGCGGCGGCGUGACCGUGGUGCAGGGGCGGCGGCGGGUGGCGGUGCGGCACUACUCCGAUCGCUGCGAGGGCUGCGGGCAGCUGUGCCUCGUGGCGGGGCCGCCGCACCGUGGUUUUUGCUGCUGCACCAUGACGCGCACGUGA